Messenger RNA from Erigeron canadensis, 678 nucleotides. RefSeq names its product replication protein A 14 kDa subunit B. The record is from RefSeq and is a predicted model, not a curated record. Gene Ontology annotation, molecular function: DNA binding. The transcript is spliced from 3 exons. Gene Ontology annotation, cellular component: nucleus. Gene Ontology annotation, biological process: DNA repair; DNA replication; DNA recombination. Bases 169 to 489 code for a protein of 106 amino acids. Lineage: Eukaryota; Viridiplantae; Streptophyta; Magnoliopsida; Asterales; Asteraceae.
CGACCCAAACAAGUUACGGGUUGGCGGGAACUUUACCGCGUCCCAUUUUAGGGUUCCAAAAAUAUAAAUUAAUCACUCUGCCUCACAUAAUCCUCCACAAAAUCAAAAACAUCUAUUUAUCAAAUUAAGCCUUUCUGUUCAAUCGAUUUAACUCGCAACAAACAGUAUAUGGAUACAUCAAACCCAGCUGUCCUUGUGAAUGGUGACUUUCUUUCCAGCCAUGCUGGGCGAAGAGUUAGGACCGUGAUUCAGGUAGUAAAGCAUGAAGCUGGUGGCGUGAUUGGGCGAACAACGGAUGAGAAACAACUCAUUGUCAAGGGUCAACUACCAUCUCCUCUUAGUACUUUUGUUGAAGUAAUUGGAGUUGUUGACAGUGAUGGAGCCCUUCGCGCUGAGAUAGUCACCAACUUUGGUGAUACAUUUGAUGCAAAUAACUUCAACCAGCUAUGCCGACAUGCUAACGGGGACUAUAGGCACUUGUUCAUCUAAGGCUGCAGCUUGUUAUAAAUGAUGACGAGAAUUGAAUGGUGCUUUGGUUGAUCUAAAUGAAGUUUACCUUUUGGAUCCAGUUUUUUUGUGUUUUUAUUUGCCGGCAUUUAGCAUCAGUGAUCUGGUUUAAGGCAUAGUACAACCUUAUUAAGCUAUUAGUAUUGUGUUAAUAUACAAAUCUUUGUUUCA